AUGGCGCGCCAAUUCUUCGUCGGCGGGAACUUCAAGAUGUCCGUAUUCUACCCCUCCACGCUGGAAAAAGGGCAGAAUGGGACGGUUCAGUCCAUCAAAGAGAUCAUCGAGAACCUCAACAAUGCCAAAAUCGACGAGAAUGUUGAAGUCGUCAUCUCCCCGCCAACGAUCUACCUCCUCCUAACCCGCGAGCACCUCCGCUCUGGCCUCGAAGUCGCCGCCCAAAACGUCUUCAACAAGCCCAACGGCGCCUUCACGGGCGAAAUCUCUGUUUCACAGCUCAAAGACUCCGGCAUAACCUGGGCGCUCCUCGGUCACUCCGAACGCCGCACCAUCCUCUCCGAAUCCGACGACUUCGUCGCCUCCAAGACCAAGGCCGCGCUGGACGGCGGGCUGGGCGUUAUAUUGUGCUGUGGCGAGAGCCUGGAGCAGCGGGAGGCGGAAAAGACGAUCGAGGUCGUGACGAGCCAGCUGAAGGCCGUUGCGGACGCUGUUGGCAAGGACUGGAGCAAGAUCGUCAUCGCGUACGAGCCGAUUUGGGCGAUUGGCACGGGGAAGGUGGCGAGUACUGAGCAGGCGCAGGAAGUGCACAAGGCGAUCCGGGAGUGGCUUAAGAAGGAGGUGAGCGAUGAGGCGGCGGAGAAGACGAGGAUUAUCUAUGGCGGCAGUGUGAAUGAGAAGAACUGUGGGGAACUGGCGAAGCAGGAGGAUAUUGAUGGGUUUUUGGUCGGUGGAGCCAGCUUGAAGCCGGCGUUUGUGGACAUUAUCAACGCAAAGAGCAAAUGA
Molecule: messenger RNA, 786 nt
Organism: Coniosporium apollinis CBS 100218
Lineage: Eukaryota; Fungi; Ascomycota; Dothideomycetes
Product: triosephosphate isomerase
Exons: 3
Coding region: 1-786 (261 amino acids)
Biological process (GO): glycolytic process; glycerol catabolic process; glyceraldehyde-3-phosphate biosynthetic process
Cellular component (GO): cytosol
Molecular function (GO): triose-phosphate isomerase activity
Source: RefSeq, a predicted model, not a curated record